Phodopus roborovskii (desert hamster) is the source of this 2559-nucleotide messenger RNA. Its product is annotated as vomeronasal type-2 receptor 116-like. Gene Ontology annotation, biological process: G protein-coupled receptor signaling pathway. The record is from RefSeq and is a predicted model, not a curated record. The transcript has 6 exons. Gene Ontology annotation, molecular function: G protein-coupled receptor activity. Gene Ontology annotation, cellular component: membrane. The coding region runs from base 4 to 2559 and encodes 851 amino acids. Lineage: Eukaryota; Metazoa; Chordata; Mammalia; Rodentia; Cricetidae.
AAGAUGUUCUACUUGACAUUUUUCUUCUUGGUCCUGAGGCUUUCAUUUUUAUUUUGCAGUUUGAUAGGCCCCCGGUGCUUUCUGAGACAAAGCGAUCUAGAUAUAUUGGGUCAAGAUAAAGAUACUGAUUGUUUGUUUUCUAUAUAUACAAAGCAUGGUCACAUUAAGAAUGGUUAUUUCACCAGGAAUCCGGAUAAGAAGUUGACAACUAAGAAUAUUCACUUGAUUUUGUCUCUUUAUUUUGCUCUUGAAAAUAUCAACAAGGACCCUCAUAUUCUUUCUAACAUUUCUCUGCUAGUUAAAGUUGAAUGUAAUGUACUAGAUGAUUGGAGAAUGAAUAGUUUAUCCUCAAAAAUAGGUGAAUUUCUUCCUAACUACUACUGUAAAAAUCAGAGGAGAUACUUAAUUGUACUUACAGGUCCAAUAUGGUUAUCAUCUGCUAUGCUUGGACCACUCCUGUACAUCACCAAUAGACCAGAGAUUUACUAUGGGCCAUAUCAUCCUCUCCUGAGCAGCCAUGAACAGUUCCCACAUCUCUAUCAGAUGGCUCCUAAGGACACCUCUCUUGCAUUGGCCAUGGUCAAUUUGGUGGUACAUUUCAGAUGGAACUGGGUUGGUGCAAUCAUAUCAGAUGAUGACCUGGGACUUCAAUUUCUCUCAGAAUUGAGAAAGGAGAUGGAAAGAAAUAGUGCCUGCUUGGCCUUUGUGCAUAUUAUUGUGGAAAAUAAAAUAUUAUUCCAGAAAAAUGUAAAUAACUAUUAUAAUGAGAUUACAACAUCAUCAGCUAAAGUUGUUAUAAUUUAUGGAGACAAAGACUCUCAUCUGCAGCUCAACCUUAAACUCUACAGAUUAGUAAAUGUUCACAGGAUCUGGGUCACUACCUCACAGUGGGACUUGAUCACACAUAAGAGUCGAUUACUUCUUAAUUCUUUCUAUGGGACCUUUACUUUUUCAUUUCACUUUUCUGAAUUACCUGGCUUUACAACAUUUAUCCACAAAACAGAUCCUUCCAAGUAUAAAAGUAGAGUUUCACUUGCUAGCUUAUGGUGGAUUUAUUUUAAUUGUUCUCUGAAUUCAUUUAAUUCUAUGAAUCUUAAGAAUUGCUCAAGAGAAAAACGGUAUAAUUGGUUAUUCAAGCACCAUUUAGAAAUGUCUGUGGGUGGUACAGGUUAUGUCCUAUACAAUACUGUGCAUGCUGUGGCCUAUGCACUCCAUGAGAUGCUGCUACAAGAAGUAGAUACAUGGCCAAAGUGUUCUGGGGAAGGAUUGGAAUUUGACUCUUGGAAGAUGGUUCACUACCUAAAGAACAUACAAUUUACAAAUCCUGUUGGAGACCAAGUAAACAUGAAUCAGAAAGAAAAUCAGGAUAUGAAAUAUGACAUUUACUACAAUAUGGAUUUUUUGCCAAGUCAUGAACUUAAGGUGAAAAUAGGAAAAUUUACCAAACAUUUGCUGCAUGGUCAACAACUGUACGUGUCUAAAGAAAUGAUUAAAUGGAACAUAGACCUUAGCCAGAUUCCACCCUCAAUAUGUAGCAUGCCUUGCUGUCCAGGAUUCAGAAAAUCCCCUCAGCAGGGAAAGGCUGUCUGCUGUUUUGAUUGUAUACCUUGCCCAGAGAAUGAAAUUUCCAAUAUGACAGACAUGGACCACUGUCUGAAGUGCCCUGAUGAUCAGUAUGCAAAUCCUGCAAGAAAUCACUGUUUCAAAAAAGUUACAACAUUCCUGGGUUAUGAAGACCUCUUGGGAAUGUCUCUAGCCUGCUUGGCUCUGUGCUUCUCUGUUCUCACAACUAUAGUACUAGCUAUCUUUUUAAAGCACAAGGAUACUCCCACAGUCAAGGCCAAUAACCGGGUUCUCAGUUAUGUUCUACUUAUUUCCCUCAUCUUUUGCUUUCUCUGUUCCUUGCUCUUCAUUGGCCAACCCAAUAUGACCACAUGCCUCAUGCAACAGACCAUAUUUGCAGUAGUGUUCACUGUGGCUGCUUCUACUGUCUUGGCCAAGACAAUUAUAGUAGUACUGGCCUUCAAGGUUACUACUCCAGAUAGAAGGAUGAGGAGGCUGCUGGUGUCAGGAGCACCUAACUUCAUCAUUCCAAUUUGCACCAUGAUUCAACUGAUACUAUGUGGAAUCUGGCUGGGAACUUCUCCUCCAUUUGUUGAUGUUGACAUACAUGUUGAAAAAAACCACAUUUUGAUUUUCUGUAACAAAGGUUCAAUUAUUGCCUUUUAUUUUGUUCUGGGAUACUUGGGGCUUAUUGCCAUGGGAAGUUUCACUGUGGCUUUCAUGGCCAGGAAUCUGCCUGACACAUUUAAUGAAGCCAAGUACCUGACAUUCAGCAUGUUGGUGUUCUGUUGUGUCUGGAUUACCUUCCUCCCUGUCUAUCAUAGCACCAAGGGCAAAGCUAUGGUGGCUGUGGAGGUAUUCUGUAUCUUAGCCUCCAGUGCAGGUCUGCUUCUUUGCAUCUUUGUUCCAAAGUGUUUCAUUAUUUUGUUAAGACCUAAGAGAAAUUAUUUUCACAACUUCAGGAAUAUGCAGUUUAAAAUGGAAAAUGCUCAUUAG